GCGUCUCGCCGAACCGUUUCACAUCCUCCUGGAGUCGACCGCGAAGUCUGCAGCUCCUUCCGUUGCUCGCAAGGCUGAGGAGUCACGUUCGGCAGCAAGCAGUGGACAGGUAGGACGAGAAGGACUUCCUCCGAGCACGUCAAUGCCCAGAAACGAUCUUCUCCGCCUCGUUCGGAAUCUAUUCUGGUCAAACUCAACAGCCGCCGCCGCUAUCGAGCCCCGAGCGAACUCUGCGCUAAAGAUGUCGUCUGCGAAAGAAGCUAUCAAUCUGUUGAGAGGCUGGCCUUCAACCGACUUGCUGCCUGCCAAGCUGAUACAGGAAGCUGCUCAUCAUGCCCUGUCUGACCAGUCCGUUGUGAUUCCUGGGCUUCUCUAUGGGCCUGACGAGGGCUACAAGCCAUGCCGUGAAGCCGUUGCGAAAUGGCUCACGGACUUCUAUGAGCCCGUCCGACCCAUCGACUUCGAGCGCAUCACUAUCACAGGCGGCGCAUCGCAGAACAUGAGCGUAGCGCUUGGUGUGUAUACAGAUCCUGAGUAUACACGCAAUGUCUGGAUCGUGACGCCUGGAUACAUGCUCAUCUUCCGCAUGUUUGAAGACGCUGGCUUCGGCGAAAAGCUGAGAGCAGUCCCAGAGGAUGAAGAGGGCAUAGACAUCGAGUAUCUGCGGCGAGAGAUCCGCAAGAGCGAGGAUCAUGCACAGAACACAGGAAACACAGCCCCCCGUUACAAGCCCGAUCGGAAGAGAGCCAAGGUUUUCCGACAUUUGAUCUAUACUGUGCCGUCGUUCUCCAAUCCUUCGUCGAGGACAAUGACUCUGCGCAGGAGGCGUGAACUCGUGAAACUCGCACGAGAGUUUGAUGCUUUGAUCGUUUGUGACGACGUCUACGACUUUCUACAGUGGCCCGUUGGUGAAACGGAGACGACACUGAAGAAAGCCCACCUUCCUCGGAUCGUGGACAUUGAUCGCGAGCUGGAUGGUGGCGCUGAACGUGAGGGUGCUGAUGGCUUUGGUAACGUUAUGAGCAACGGAACAUGGUCCAAACUCGCGGGUCCUGGUCUACGAUCAGGUUGGGCAGAGGCGACACCGAAGUUCGCAUAUGGUCUUGGUCAAGCCGGUUGCCAGCGAUCUGGUGGCUCUCCUUCGCACCUAACAUCAACAUACCUCACACGCCUCCUACAGACUGGCCAAAUCCAGAACCACAUCAAGACAGUGUUAUGCCCAGCCUACGGGACCCGCUACAGGACCUUGAUCACUGCUGUACGCCAACACUUACAGCCUCUCGGUUUCACAAUUCCACAGCCAGAUCGCGAGGUCGCUGGCGGAUAUUUCCUUUGGCUCGGACUACCGAAGGGACUACGUGGCACGGAAUUGGCGACAAGGUUGCAGGCAGAGGAAAACCUGAUCGUGGCACCUGGCAAAAUUUUCGAAGUUCCUGGUGACGAGGAGGCAGUGCCUUGCGAUAGCAGUAUACGACUCUGCUUUGCUUGGGAAGCGGAAGAGAAAAUUCGCAGCGGCGUGGAAAGAAUUGCUGCCACGACCAAACUUCUGUUAGCCGCAAAAGAAGAUGGGGCAGAUGGAUUCGUGGUGGUUGAGAAGGAUACUGCAGACAUGCUUCAGACUUUUCGAUGAUUGAAUGCGUCGCAUGAGGAGACAGAGCAUCUAGAUCGUGGUGUCGCUACCCAUUCCUGCUGGAUCCCACGACUUCCAGAUGGCGUUUGUAGACAGACCAUGCGCGUGCAUUAGCACAAUGGCUGGUAUCACCAUAGCACAGCGAAAUCGUGAAUGAAUC
Molecule: messenger RNA, 1790 nt
Organism: Cercospora beticola
Lineage: Eukaryota; Fungi; Ascomycota; Dothideomycetes; Mycosphaerellales; Mycosphaerellaceae
Product: 2-aminoadipate transaminase
Biological process (GO): biosynthetic process
Molecular function (GO): L-2-aminoadipate:2-oxoglutarate transaminase activity; pyridoxal phosphate binding
Source: RefSeq, a predicted model, not a curated record